Molecule: messenger RNA, 3642 nt
Organism: Pogona vitticeps (central bearded dragon)
Lineage: Eukaryota; Metazoa; Chordata; Lepidosauria; Squamata; Agamidae
Gene: SERTM1
Product: serine rich and transmembrane domain containing 1
Cellular component (GO): intracellular membrane-bounded organelle
Source: RefSeq, a predicted model, not a curated record
GCCCCUCCGACUCUUGGCAGGGGCGGCUUGGAGCGAGAGCCGCGGUCCGGGCUCCCGGCGGUGCCUGUGGAGUCCGGCAGGGCAGGGGAGCGGAGCGGAGCGGUGGCUGGCUGGCUGGUCGGCGUCGGGCGCGAUCCUUCCUUCGAGAAAGCCGGGCGGAACCGCACACUCGAGCAGCAUCAAAAGAGAACACAGUUUGGAUUCAUUCUGAUCAGGAAAGUGGCUGACAAGGUGGCUCAAUAUGGGAACCAUUUUACAGAAAGCUGCCUUUGACUACUAGAACUCUUCCAUUUUAUGACACACUAGAGCCAUAAUUUUAUUUAAAAUGUCAGAACUUAAUCCCACAUCUGGAUUAACAGAUAUGGAAAAUGGAACUUUUCUGGAGCUGUACCCCACAUCUCUCUCAACAUCCAUGGACUCUUCCUCUGGGCGCAUGUCUAAUGUUUAUAUAUACAUUUCAAUAUUCCUCAGCCUCCUGGCAUUUCUUCUUUUGCUGUUGAUCAUUGCACUUCAGAGGCUGAAGAACAUAAUCUCUUCCAGUUCCACCUACCCAGAAUAUACCAGUGAUGCUGGGAGCUCCUUCACUAAUUUGGAAGUCUGCAGCAUUUCCUCGCAGCACUCUGCUUUUUCAGACCUUUCUUCAUGAAAAGAAAUUGAAGGGAGGAUAUUAGGGAUGAGAUAACAGUUUUCUCAAACUCUGAACAUGUGGGGGAGGUUAAGGCAUGCAGUAUUUGCCUCAGAGGAUGUCUAGUCAUAAAAGAUGUGACUUUUAAUGUUCACUUUGAUUUUUCUUUCUCUUUUGAGUGCCUCAUUUCCCUUUUAUUUAUUGUGCUUUUCAUCUCUGAGCCUAGAAAUUGGCACCUUUCUUUAAUGGUGUUAUGGUGUUUUCCUAGCCCAUUCGGAAGAUGAAACAGAUAUUAAAAUUGAACCUUAAAUAUAUUGCUUACCUACCAUUUAUUGAGCCCAAAGCAUCAGGACUUUUUAAUUGCUUUCUUCAAAUGUGCCAUUAUAUUCUUCAGAAUAGAUUUCUUGGUUCAUUGAAGGUGUUAUCCUGACCUUUUAAAGACUUUAUUAUAGUUCCACAAUGUAAUGUAAUAACUUAAGAAAAUCCACAAAGCUAAUACAAACUAGUGUUCAAAAGUGUUGCUAAAAUUUACUUCUAUGUUUUCUUGAAUAUACUCAGCCACAUUGUCUGAUGAGCUUGUUUUAUUUUAGAAAAAUAAUUACAGUAAAUGUAUGUGCUACUUCAACAAACCUGCUGUGUUUGGUAGCCGCGAAGAAUUACAUCACUUGCUAGAGGGUGGUGUUUGCUUCUGGUUUGGAAAUAUGCUUCUAGGCUAUUUAAUACUUUGCAUUCAGGAGAAGGAUAGUUUUGAUUAUAAAAUUAAGAAAUAGGCAAACUUCAUCUGAAAUCAGGUAAUACUGAGUUAUUCCAUUAAAAAGUUUUGUUUUUUGUUUUAAUUUCUUAUCAUGUUUUGACCUGAGGACACCAUGCAUAGUAGUAGUCAAGCGGUAACUGCAGUACUUAGGACCAAAUUCUGCAAUUGUGUGGAUGUAAAUCUCUGCUGAACUUUAGGAGCAGUUUUCUAUCAGUGAAAACAGACUUUGAAAAGUUUAUUUUUAAAAGUUAUUCCCAUUGAUAAGGAUGGUGUUUUAAAGUAAUUUGCUAUUGCUACAAAGUAUUUAAAAAACCUCAGUGCAUUGCCUAUUACUUUUUCAUUUAAAAAAUCCUUAGAACCAAUAAGAAAAUGACAUAAAAUCUGAAAAAUUUCCAUCUAAAUGCUGCUAAAAAUGCCUUUUGAAAAGGAAACCGUUGCUUGUUACCCCAGUAAAAUGACUUGAUUCCCUGUUAGGGUAAUUGCUUUUCAAAUGUGACUCAAUUCAGCCCUAGUUACAUCCCCCCAUAAUUGCAUUACUUGUAAACUCCAAAAACAAGAAUGGAUACUGCCCUUUUUAGAUCACUAAAAUCUCAGAAGCAGGCUAGCUUUGAGAGCAAACCUGUUUUUGAGAUUUUAGUGGUCCACUAAAAGUAUUCCUUGCUCUUGAUUUUGGAUUUUUAAAAUAACCCCUUGCAUCUUUUUCUCUUUUUUUGCAUUACUUGUAUUCAUUACUGUACUUUCAUGCUCCAAGUAAGAGCUGUUUGACUUUGGAGCAGAUUGCCUCAGGAAGUGAUUGACUUGUUAUUUACUGGAGGCAUUGAACCAGAGGCUGAAGGCAUCUCUGUCAGAAAACCAGCAGGAAAAGAUUUCAUUCUUUUAAUAACUACACACAGUGGUAAAAAUACUAGAAUUGGACAGAUGGGCAUAAAAUGAACAUCCUGUCAAGUCAGCCUCACAUUAAUUUCAUACAGAUAAAGAAACAUCGCCUUGACACAGUGUGUAUGUUGCAAACAGAUUGCAGGUGCACCACACAGCCUCCUCCAAAGCAGACUCCAGAUGAGUCAAAUUCAUUGCAAGUGGCUUCUGCUAGCACCCCAGUCUUAUGACAGGGUGGAAUCUAUCAGUCCCAUCUUAUCUCACUUGUCCAGCUGUUAAUGGUACAAUCAUUCCUUUCAGGAUCACGGACUGGCAGCUCACAAUGUGAAGGCCAGGUUUCAUUUUAACCUUUAUAAAUACACACAGAAAUCGUGUUGGUGCUUCCAUAAGUGUCAAACUUUUUUAAAAAUUCCACUAUCAUGGAUUUUGACUGUGAGCCGUUUCCCAACCAGCUCUUUAAGAGAAAGAAAAGAAAAAAAAAUCUAACUGAUAUAGUGCAUCAGCGAUAGUCCACAUACAGUCAACAAAAAUGUUUUUUUCACUUCCCCUACCCUCUGGCCAAGCAGGGAAAGUCAGUAUCCUGAAGUGGCUUGCUAAUUAAGCCAUUUCACAGUAUUGGCAAAUUGAAAGAGGAAGGCUUGGUUUGAACCAGUUUUAGUUAUCUCACAUGCUGGAAUCCAAACCAGAAGGAUCCUACCUGCACCAAAAAAGUAGAAGCCCCUUGACAAUAGCCAGGAAGGUGUGGGUAGGAAUGCUGUAGAAGUGGGUUGUUGUGCUAUAGCAAAUCUAUCAUCUAAUCAUCAUCUUUAAGAACACAACAUCCCUCCAGUGCUCCAAACAGCAGGCUAAAUAGCCCAUGUAGUCAGCCUCUUACAUUCUGUUGGAUGGUUGCCGCAAGGACGCCAACUUUACUUUAGCAAAACAGCCAUAGCAUAUACCUCAGGCUGCAUACAGUACUUAGUAUGGUUCCCCAAGCGGGCCACCAGUAGCCUUUCCUUUUCCCACCACAUCGUGUAGCACCAUUGUUGCAAGAAUCUUAUUUCUCAAGUGUACUUCCUUUAACUGAGGAUGUCCUACAGAAGAGAACUUGGAGGUGUUGCUAUUUGGACUGCUACUCCCAAAAUGCACGGCAAUUAUAUUGGUUGAGAGUCUCUUGGAAUUGCAGUCCAAAGAAACAACUUUUUCAAGAUCUGCUGAAAGAUAUGUUUGAGAGACACGGGAAUACUUCAUUUGCACUUUGUUAUUAUCAUUACUUUUCCAGCAGCUGUUGGUGUUUUGAGGUUGGAGGGGUAUGCUGUUACUUUCAGGGUAUCCUCACAUGUUCAGUAAUAAAACAUUCUCAAGAGCAUUUGGACCAAUGUAAGGAAAAUCUAGAUUUAGGUUUUGU